Molecule: messenger RNA, 1746 nt
Organism: Pocillopora meandrina
Lineage: Eukaryota; Metazoa; Cnidaria; Anthozoa; Scleractinia; Pocilloporidae
Source: the annotation of a GenBank genome assembly
CGUGCUAAACUUCCUCCCAAAAACAUUCAUAGGGAUGUUUUCAAUGCGCUUAUAGCUCUCAAAAAGGAUCCGGACAGGCUCGUAUUAUCUGCUGACAAGGGUAAUUGUGUUGUGGUUAUGGACAAACAGCACUAUCAUUACAAAGCUUUGUCUCGGCUUAAUGACAAGAGUAUGUAUGCUGUCUUAAACUCUGAUCCUACCAGUAAAACUCAAAGAAAGUUAAACAAAAUGUUGCUUGAUUUGAAAAAAGCUGUUAAAAUUAGUGACUCUACGUACAAAAUGUUAUACAGUAGUGACGGCUUAUGUCCACGUUUUUAUGGCUUACCUAAAAUUCAUAAACCGGGAAUUCCUUUGAGACCCAUUGUCUCUUUUGUUAAUUCUCCGACUUAUGCAAUUUCUGGUUAUCUUGCGAGAAUUUUGUCGCCUGUUGUUGGGAAUACUGAUUACACUGUCAAAAAUUCCUCCGAAUUUGCGGAUUUCAUAAGAGAUAAAACUCUUGACGCUUGUGAAGAAUUAGUAUCUUUCGACGUUGUUUCGUUCUUCACUAAAAUCCCAGUUGAUGUUGCCGCUAAGGUUGCGGAGGAGAGACUCCGAGAAGACGCUUCCCUGGGACAAAGAACUUUUUUGCCUGUGGAGGAUAUUAUUUAUCUGCUGUCUUUUUGCCUCAAAACCACGCAAUUUACAUAAAACGGCACCUACUAUCAACAAGUUUUUGGUACAGCAAUGGGUUCGCCCGUUUCUGCUGUUAUUGCUAACAUGGUAAUGGAAGACGUGGAACAAAGGGCCUUAGCCACUUCACCGGUUAAACCCUUUUUCUGGAAACGAAAUGUCGAUGAUGUUAUUUCUGCGGUAUCCGGAAAUGAAGCGGAGCGCCUCUUGUCGCAUUUGAAUUCAGUAGAGCCGUCGAUCCAAUUCACCCUUGAGCGUGAAAAGGAUAGACAUUUUCCCUUUCUUGAUUUAAAUGUGUCCAGAGGGGUUCAGGGUAAUUUAGAGACAAGCGUCUACCGUAAACUUACCCACAAAUACCUCGCCGACAAAUACCUCGCCUUCGAUUCUCACCACCCUAUUUGCCAUAAAAAGUCUGUAGCCAAAACUUUACUUAGGAGGGCUGACUGUCUACCAUCUUCACUCGAUUCGAAGGCUGAGGAGAGGAAAUAUGUUUCCAAUGUCCUAAAGGCAAAUGGCUAUACAAAAACUUUUCUCCGUAACCGCCAAAAACCAGUUACAAAUAGUAACGCUCUUGAUGAAAGGGAACCAGCGACUGGUUUUGCUGUUAUUCUUUACAUACAGGGUGUUACGGAACCCAUCAAGAGAAUUUUGAAUAGCCACAACGUUAAAGUUGCUCAAAAACCUUUUCAGACUUUGGGGCAUAUUUUCGCCAAACCUAAGGAUCCUGUCACGAAAGGACAACGAACCGACGCCAUUUAUUCUAUUCCUUGCAAUGACUGUGACAACGAAUACAUCGGACAGACCAAACGUCAGUUUGGUACACGGUUAAAAGAGCACCAAAAAGCGGUUUUCCUUUGCAAAAAGGGAAAUUUAGCUUUAUCGGAGCAUACAUGCCUAACUAACCAUACAAUUGGGUGGGAUAAUUCUAAAAUUAUCACCGCUAAUCGGCGUUACCACCAGCGCCUUUGUUUGGAGGCUUGGCAUAUUAACUACGCCCACGCUCCUUUAAAUCGUGACGAUGGCGGUUUGCUUCCUGACGCCUAUUUACACCUCGUCAGAAAAAAGGCCGCUAAUUAG